Molecule: messenger RNA, 1438 nt
Organism: Saimiri boliviensis boliviensis (Bolivian squirrel monkey)
Lineage: Eukaryota; Metazoa; Chordata; Mammalia; Primates; Cebidae
Source: RefSeq, a predicted model, not a curated record
AAGAGAUAAAAUUCUUCUAUUUCCACUACGUGGAUUCGGAAAAUGAAGCACAGAAACAUUUAACUUGCCUGAGGUUACAGAGCUAGUACAUUACGGGACCUGGAUUCAAAUCAAGACAGUCAUUAGCUACAUUGAAGGUGUAACUGCAAAUGCAAAUAACUCAUCACAAGGGAUACACACACUUCACUCAUACAAGAUCUUUAACACUGCUGGUAGGAAAGCCAAAGCGUCUGCGUUUUUAAGCGCAGCCCCGCCCCGCGAUACUAGAUUUAUUCUUCAGAGCCUGGGGCCUGAUAGAUUAAGGCACGGGGGAACGAUGCCUUUAUAUUUUUUCAAAAGUCAAUAAACUGCCCACUUCUUUCCCAAAAUGAGGUGUCUGUGGGGGCGGCCCUUGUCGCUCCGUGUGUCAAGGGUCCUCCGAUUGCCAGCACACAGCGGCGAGCGGAGAAGGCAGGGGAGGAACUGCACAGACUCGGCCGCGGCGGGCGGCGGCGGCCCGCCCCUGGGGCGGGAAGAGCGGAGGUGCCGGAAGACACCCGGAAGCCCUUCCCCGCCCGGGCACGUAACAGAGCUGGGAGCCCGGCUGCCAGGGGCGUGCCAUCGCGGGGCCAGCCUGGGAGCCCUGCGGCGCGGCGGCAGGAGAAACAGCAGAGGACGCCCUGGAAGAGCAGGAGCACGUGGGCCUGAGAGAAUGGCGCCAACACCAGCCCUGCAAAGCCACAUCCCAAAGCGGGGCCGGUGACAGCCACCGUGGCCCCGCAGACCUCAGAGAAGACGGUCAAGCCAGCCAAGGCCGCCUCCCUGGCCAGCGGGCUCCCAACGCGCAGGCGCACCUGCCGGGAAGGGACAGCUGGGCGGAGUCAAGAGCCGGAAGUGCCUGGCACCGCAACCCUUCCCGGGAAACCAGCGGACCGGAACUCCCCGGAGUUCCCGCCCCCAGACAGAGCCCCGCGUUGCUGGGCAACCGAUGUGGCCACUGCAGCUGGGAACGAUCCCGGUGCAGCUCCUACCUCCUGCACUGGUAAACUCCCGUCCCGCCCACCGCCCUUAUUGUCGCCUCUCCACGCGCCGCGGAAUCCUUGCCCUUGGCACUACUUGCAUCUCUCCGGGUCCCACGAUACCUUAGCGCCCACCUGCUUCAAAGCCAAGCUCCACCGAAAGCGAGGUGUUCUGCCCCCGGACAUGGCCUCGGCGCUGACUGACAGCACCUCUCGGGCCCCGAGCACCUACACCUACACCAGCCGGCCUCGGGCACUGCCCUGCCAGCGCCGUCGUUACCGGGACAGCCUGACGCAGCCGUGAGUGUCCAAGGCUCCUGUGUGAUCCCUACUUGCACCCAUCCCCCGGCUGGGGUCUGGCCCCUUCGCCCUGGCAAAGGCUGCUCAUGCUGUCUUUCCUUGGUCUCACUCUGUCGAAAUAAACGUUCUGCCCUAAGGAA